Molecule: messenger RNA, 1992 nt
Organism: Venustampulla echinocandica
Lineage: Eukaryota; Fungi; Ascomycota; Leotiomycetes; Helotiales; Pleuroascaceae
Exons: 4
Coding region: 1-1992 (663 amino acids)
Biological process (GO): regulation of transcription by RNA polymerase II
Molecular function (GO): DNA-binding transcription factor activity, RNA polymerase II-specific; RNA polymerase II cis-regulatory region sequence-specific DNA binding; protein binding
Source: RefSeq, a predicted model, not a curated record
AUGCCUCCCUCGACAAAGCGCUCGAGAGCCCGGAAAGAACCCGUUAAUAGUCAUGUCGACAUCCCCGAUUCCUCCCCGUCGCGACCCGCAAAGAGAAGAAAGAAGGUUGAAGAACCCGAAAAGCCCAAGCUUCCCCUCGACCGGUCUGGUAUUCUAAUGCGCGAUGAUGAACUGGUAUCCGCCGUUGUCCCUGCUCUUAUGAUGCCGCCGCAUCUUGUACAGGCUAGUACAGACCAUGACAAUACGGUUUACGAAAAACAUAACAAGGACGGUGUCCAGGCCUAUGCUAAACUGGCAGGAAGGGACUGGACCUUCUACGUGAAGAGCUUGAAUAACAUUAUCGGCCGUCCACCGGAAGGUGUCAACCCUCAGCCCUCCCAUGGAGGUUCUCCAGACGUCGACGAAUGCGGUGCCUUGCCAGGUGAAUCCCCAGAGCGCGAUGGAGUUCAUGUUGAUCUCGGACCUAGCAAGAUGGUGUCUCGACGUCAUGCGACUAUUUAUUUCGAUUCAGACUCGGAGCGAUGGAAGAUACACGUUCAGGGCCGAAACGGAAUCCGUAUUAAUUUUAUUCCGUACCGGAAAGGCGACCAUCAAGCUCUUGUCAAUGGGCACGUUAUUGAGAUUGGGGGUGUUGAGAUGAUGUUCGUAUUGCCACAGGAAGAAGGAAGCCUCCAAAUCGAUAGGAAGUAUCUCGAGAGAGCAGGACUGGUCCAAGUCAUCGACGACGAUACUCAAGCACAUGAAACCGAUAACCAGACACCAUCAGCGAGACUCUCAGCACAAGGAUCGCGAGGCCAUAAUGGUACAGGCCCUUUGCCUAUUGCUCCUGCGCCGCCAGAUUAUCGACGCCCAGGAACCCCCGUCAGCGCUCGUACUAAGGCUCCAUUCUCGGUUGGAAAAUCCCCUGGUUAUGCUGGUGGAACUAUGCUUAUGAAUGGCGAUGAUGUGGACCUAUCCCUGGAUUCAAAUCAGCAUAUCAAGCCGUCUUACAGUUACGCUCAAAUGAUCAGUCAGGCAAUUCUUGACACAGAGGAUGAGAAGCUGAACUUGAGUGGGAUUUAUAACUACAUCAUGGAAAAGUAUGCCUACUAUAGGCAUCAACAUGGUGGAGGAUGGCAGAACUCAAUUCGGCAUAACCUGUCAUUAAAUAAAGCCUUCCACAAGGUUGCUCGGUCUACGGAUGAGCCUGGUAAGGGUAUGAAAUGGUGCAUUGUGCCUGAGGUCCGAGAUGAGAUGGCAAGGAACUGUGUCCGUGGUGGGCGAGGCGGCCACCGAGGAUCUUCUGCGCCUGGUUCACCAGCCAAUCUUGGUUACCUCACUCGUGCCUCGAGGGAUGGUGGUGAGCCCAGUUCUGCCUCGAAACUGAAGCGAUCGCCACGUUCCGGAUCACCCCCAUCGAGCUCCUACCCAGCCAAUGCCCCUCAAUUCACGCCUGAUCGUGGUGGUCGGUCUAUGCAAGAUCAUCUUCCUGGCGACGGUAGCCCGCUGCCGCGAAACCGAAGACCUCAUAGCAAUGCCUUUGGGCUCUCUGAUAACGUCCCAGGUUCCCCACCAGUUCUUUCCUCCUCAUAUUUACAAGAGGAUGGCAGCUCCUUCGUUACGCCAGCUCCCCUUCGUGUCCACCCCCGACUAGCUCCGCCUAGCACCGCUCAACGGCCGAGCCAGCAUAUGCCUACCAGCUCCCCGGCCCCUUUCUGGAAGUAUGCUGACAUCGGGACGACUCCUAUGAAGGGACCUGCUUUCGAUCUUAGCCCCACCAAAGGAGCAGCUUCUGGGAUCCCACCAAGCAGCAGUCCACCACCUGCACGUCGGUCUUCUGCAGCUAGCCCUACCCGGAACGGCAUGUCUGCUAGGCAAGAUGCUCCCAAACUCGAAGACCUUGACGAUGAGGAUCAGGGCUUUGAUUUGACAAGAGGAUUUCAAAGCAUUGGGUCUUAUCACGCGCCUGUUGGCAAUGGUAUUCCAGCCGCUCCUUUCGCUAGUGGCCGUUAG